AUGGGAUCACACAAGAGGGCCGAAGAGAAAACGCCAUCAGAACUUCAACAAGUCGUCCGCUUUGUCUAUGCUCAUGGCGAUUCAUACUUUUUUGAUGGCCUGCGGAAGGAUUUGAGCCAAUGGAAAGAUCCCGGAGGAAUGCUUAACAAUAAUCCUGAUGCAUCGAUUCCGGAAAAUGGGCAGCAUUCUGAUGAUCAGUCGAAAUGCAAGUCGAUCGUGUUUCAUAACAGGAUGGAAGUCUCUCAUGUUUUCCCGCCUCCAACAACCCGACGAAUCCCCACCCACGGGAUAACGAACUUUAUGCUUCAGCAAGGUUGCCAUAUGUUGGAGCUGGCUUGCUCCUUUCUCAUGAUCCUAAUCCUCCGUAUCGAAUCGGCUGCUGUCAGAGCCCAUUGGAUCAUACAGAACGCCACCAUCAUUCUCGCAACCGACUUGUUAAAACUGCCUGAAAUCAUCCAACUUCCGCCAAAUGACACCAGAGGACAUGACUUGGGUUCCAGUAGAGAGCCCCUGGGCAUCGUUCAGGCCGAUUUUGGCAGCCAACGCAGGAGAAAUUACAAAAUAAGCAUCAAGCAGUUGUUCUGUGCAUAG
Molecule: messenger RNA, 591 nt
Organism: Histoplasma mississippiense
Lineage: Eukaryota; Fungi; Ascomycota; Eurotiomycetes; Onygenales; Ajellomycetaceae
Exons: 3
Coding region: 1-591 (196 amino acids)
Source: RefSeq, a predicted model, not a curated record